This is a messenger RNA of Octopus sinensis (East Asian common octopus), 3053 nucleotides long. RefSeq names its product myb-like protein AA. The record is from RefSeq and is a predicted model, not a curated record. The transcript has a single exon. Gene Ontology annotation, cellular component: aryl hydrocarbon receptor complex; nucleus. Gene Ontology annotation, biological process: regulation of transcription by RNA polymerase II. Bases 186 to 2906 code for a protein of 906 amino acids. Gene Ontology annotation, molecular function: nuclear receptor activity; transcription cis-regulatory region binding. NCBI's taxonomy places the organism in Eukaryota, Metazoa, Mollusca, Cephalopoda, Octopoda, Octopodidae.
AAGAGAAUGUGUUUAGAAACGAAAGGAAAUAAAAAAAGAGAGAAAAAGAGAGAGAGAGAAAGAGAGACGCAAAGAAAUGUAAAAGAGAAAUGACGAAACGAUUAACUUGUGCAAAGAUGCAGGUCUGUGCUGUCGUGUAGAGGCCUGGAAAGAGUGACGCAAAUAAAACUAUAGCUGCACCAAGAAUGGCACUAAAAGAAAGGAGAGGAGGAGGCUUCUGGGGCUGCGACACAUUCGGUCUUCGUCACCUGCGUCCUUUAUUAUUAAAUGUAGCCUCUGAAAACCAAACAAUUAACGCGGUUGGCACUAAUCUCUCAAAUGCAGCCCAUAACAUGAACUUCGAUGACCAGAAGCCGACAUCUAUUGCGUAUCGAGAAGACGCAUCUUCAGAUUCCGCAAGCAUUAGUCACAUUGUCUGUUCCAGAGUAACAACCGUCUCCGGAAAUUCAAUUGGAGAAGCAGAAGAAGAAGAAGCUACCACAUUGACAAGUUGCAAUAACGGUAGUGGCAGCAGAAGCAGUGGCAGAACAACUGGGAGUAACAGUGGCAUCAAUAAUGGUAAAGUGGUUAAGUGUAGUAAAAGUUGCGAUAGCGGUGUGUGUACGAGUUCUUUGUCGAACCCAGCCCAUGAGAAAAUAGUGUUGGCUCUGCCAUCGUUGUCUCCGAUAUCACUGAGACCGACUUUGGAAUCGGCGACACAACAACAACAAGAAGAAGAAGAAACGGUAAACAAGCGUCGUUCUUCCUCUGUGGUCGGGUUGUGGAGGCGUGGCGGAGACAGAGCAGAUCUGAGAAAUGUUAUUACUAAUGCUGGCAGCCAGCGCCGACCAUCGAAGAAAACCACACGCGAUCCAGUGAGGGAAUUGAGGAAAACGGCCAGAAGCCGAAGAAGACUAGAGGAGGAUAUUAAUUCUAGUAAGGUGAUCAUUCAUAGAGCCCCGAGCAGCAGCAGCAGCAGCGGCAGCAGCAGUAACAGCAGCAGCAGCUGGGCAGGAAGUCGGAGAAACAUCAGCAGCAGCGGCAGCAGUGUCAGAGCCAAGAUACUAUUAGGAGGAAGUGGAAGACGUCUAGGUGUGUCCCCUUCGUCUGAUCCCGGUUGCAGGAACUCUAACGAUCUACGCUACCAUUACUAUUGCCAUCCCAACACAUCGCAUCUGACGGUCAACCGAUGUGGUAGCUGCUGUGGUAGUACGAACAGCAGCAGUAGUCAUUGUGGAAAUACAGUCACCAAGCACAACAUUAGUAGUUACCUUAGUGACGAUCUGAGUAGUAGCAGCAGUAGUAGUAGCAGCGGUAGUAGUAGUUGUAGCAACAGCAGUAGCUACGGCAUCACCAGUAACAGUAGUAGUGGUAGCAGCAGUAGUAGCAACAACAAUAGCAGCAGUAACAGUAACAAUAGUAGCAGCAGUAGCAGUAACAGUCCACAAGUCAUUUACCACCACCACCACCACCCGCCGCCGCCGCCGCCUCCACUGUCACACAGUUGCCACAGAAUUCUCCCCCGUCCCCUUCAGCAAUACCAACAGCAGCAGCAGCAGCAACAACAACAUCAGCAACCUGAGAGACAGGAUACCACUUUUGCUACUCAUCAGAAAUUACCAACGACCCACCACGGUCGCCACCACCACCAUCAACAACGCUGCUAUUACUAUUCCAAUUCUAAUUCCAGCAGUGUUGUGGGAUCUCCACAGUUUACGGUGAAGGUUGUACCACUACCCAAGGAGGAGCUUUCCCCCAGACUGCAGCAGCAGCAGAACACAACAGAACCCCCUCAACUGCAGUUACUACACCCUGACAACCACAGUCACAAAUACCAUCAUCACCAUCAACAUCAUCAACAUCAUCACCAACAGCAACAGCAGCAGCAUAAUCAUCAUCAUCAUCAUCAUCGUCGUCAGCACACUUUCCCGUCGCGGUUCCACCUCCCGUCUCCCCCGCAACCACUGCCACUGAGGUCGUUCGUCUCUUCCUCUCCCGUGUACGUGCAGCAGCUCAUUCCAGCGGCGAGGGGUGAGCCCGGCAGCGCCAGAGAAGGGUGUUUCAACUGUAGCAGGAGAAGCAAAGGGAACAACGAUUCGCCACCGCAGCCGCAGCCGCCACAGAGUAGUAGUAUCAUCCAACAACGGCACCACAGCCCGGCCAUUGCAGCCGACCAACGGCGUAUUUCUGCGCCGCCCGAUCCACAAAAUGGCGACCGAGGAGGUGUCGGCGACGUUAACGACCAACACCUCAGCCUCUUCCGUCAACGCUACAACCAGCAACAACAAAUCCGACACUUUACUUUUCCCCAAUAUCAAUCGCAGGAACACUACAACUGUAAACACCACCAACAACUGCAACAACUACAGCUACAACAGCAGCAACAACAACAGCAACAGCAUCUACAGCAACAGCAGCAACAACAACGACCCUACAACCUUUGCCAUAGCAGAGAGGAAGGAAUCGAAGAAGACAGGUUUGAAGAAGGAAUCGCUUACGAAAGAGACGGACGAAGAACCUAUCAUUUUGUUAACGCUGGUGCUGUCAGCUAUUGCCGAAGGAAUAACACAGCUAGCAGCUGCGGAACUGCUACAAUUAUUAACACACUACCAGCAUCGACAACAGCCACAAAAUCGGAAAUAUUACAGCCACUAUCCCAAUUCAUUCUGUACGUCCAGCGGUCAACACUACCAGUCCGCCUGGAACCAGAGCCGUCUCCAUCAGCACAAACAUCACCACGGCCGGCCAUCAGUGUAACAACCCUUCUGAAGGUUUUCCUUUGCACUUUUUGUCGUCAUCAUCGCCACCACUUGCUUCCAACAGUAGCACCACCAUCGCCGUUAGUAGCACCACCUUCACAGACGUUACCACCACCACAACAAACACCAUCAACCAUGUCGGUGCUUACAACAACAACAACGAUUUGACCGGUCCUCCUCUGUUGCAUCACCACCAUCUGCAUGUCCCACACCAGCCACAGCAUUUCUAUCACCAUCAGCAUCACAUUCACCAGCUUCCACCUCAUCGAUUGCAUCAACAACACUCCGCUCCUCACUUGGCGCACCAGACCUGCU